CCCUCUCCUUUCCCCCUCGGAGGCACUGACCAUCACCAGGGUCUGGAUUACAUGGGCACUGACCACCAGGGUCUGGAUAUCAUGGGCACUGACCAUCACCAGGGUCUGGGUUACAUGGGCACUGACCAUCACCAGGGUCUGGGUACUAUGGGCACUGACCAUCACCGGGGUCUGGGUACUAUGGGCACUGACCAUCACCGGGGGCUGGGUACCAUGGGCACUGACCAUCACAAAGGUCUGGUUACCAUGGACACUGACCACCAGGGUCUGGGUACUAUGGGCACUGACCACCAGGGUCUGGGUUACAUGGGCACUGACCACACGGCGCUCUGUCCGGCUCAAGUUUGAACAGCCUGUGUCAGUUGGCAGUGCAACUAAGUCAGACUUCAUAGUCUGAGUCUUUGGUGUCUCAACCCCCAACCCCCACCCCCCAAAACCCCUGUACACAGAAGCUGAGGUCCAGGUGAACGCUGAGAGGCAACAAUGCCAGUUGAAGAUUGGGGAGCAACAUCCUGUUGUAGCCCCAAAUUUGGCCCAUUUUCCUUGAUCAGUCAACUUUGCAGUCUCCAGUUUGCUCUUGAAUGGUUCCUGGGUUGAACUUCCACUCUUUCAUCUGGGUGUUCCAGUUGUGCAGAGAACCUCCUGAUAUCCCUCCUAAUCCUGCUUUUGAACUAACUUGCAAUUCAUUUAAAAUCUGCAGAGAUCUGGGAACGGGAUGUGAGUGGGGCUACAACACAGGUCACAUGUCUGGGCCGUCACUUUCCUGCUAUAAUGUUCUUCAUGAAUUUGGCACCAGUCUCAGCAGUACAGACGGAUUGGCAUCCCUUUGGGGCAUCCCAAAACUUCAGCCUCCCUGUGGCCUUCUCUGACUCCGGAGAGGAGUUCUCUGCUGUGAGAAAUACCAUCAAUGUGAAUGUGCAAAUGAUCAUAGAAAACUUGCAAACCAAUGACUUACCUUGUGCCAUGAACAAUGACCCCAGCAGUAACGCGCAGACAAACAUAGCUGCAAAACGGCAGAGUGAGGGUGUGUUAGAUGGGACCUCCAUCAGAGUUUUAAAGGGGGCCGCUGUGGAGGACCUGAAGACUGGCUAUCCACCCUGCACACUUGGCACAGAGGAAUCCAGUUUGGGCCAUUGCAUCCUGGACUCGGACAGUGAUGAGUCUGUUGACCGAGAUAUAGAAGAAGCAAUUCAGGAAUAUUUGAAAAAGAAAACGGAAGAUCCAUCCUUGAUAUCGAAGUCUGUCCACGACACUAGCGUUCCCCCAGGGACACAUGAAGCCAUUGAAGACUCUGCUGCAGAUGUCAGCAAUGGCAUUUCAUGUGGACGAGAAGCGGUAGAUCCAACCAAACUAGGACUUGACUUUGUGAAUAUUGUCGGCCUGGAUGCUGCGGGAUCCAGAUGUUCUUCUCCCUCCAGUGUUAGCAGCAACGACUCUUUUGAACUGAGUAUACAGGCAGAAAUUGAAAGGUUCUUGCAAGACAAGCGGAAUAAGGAGACCGGCAGCUCUAGCACCAGCGCCCCUAAGAGUGAGCUUGCUUCUGCGGGGAGGACAGAACAUAAAGAAAAUCUGGUGAAGGUGGGACAGAAGAAGAGGAAGAGAUGCGUCAAGUCCAGCACAGGGAACCCAACUCACCUUGUCAAACAGUCAGUGAUGAAUACCAACUCUCAGGCUUGCAGCACUAAGUCCAGCCAUUUUGGGGAACCUGGGACCGCCUGCAGACCUGAGCAAGGCAGUGAAGGGAAUCCCAAAGGUAAUAAAAAGUUGGCUAGCAGAAAGAAACCAAGAGCAAGGCAUCGCUUUAAGGAACUUUACAAAAGCAGCAAUGCCCAGUGGAGCCUCAAUGCUGAAUUUGCUGAGCCAAGGGCCAAUCCCAUUACUGCAUGUGGAGAAUUGUCUGAUUCUAGCAGUGAUGAUGGGAUUGAAGAAGCCAUUCAACUUUACCAAUUAGAACAGAAGAAAGGGAAAACCAAGGAUGUUGCCUUCGUCCUUGGCUUGUUGUCUCACAAGCCCCCCAGCACUCAGAAAGGUGCUGAUUCCUCUUCGUGUGCGAGGAGCAUGGAGAAAGAAACACUGGAAGCAACUGUGAGCAAGAAGUGGAUACACUGUGCCCCAAAGCCUGGAGAAUUCUGUCCUCCAAAUCUUUCUGAUACUGACUCGAGUGAUCAGUCCAGCAAUGACUUUGUAACACAAAGUGAAAGAAAUACCACGGACUCCAGGCUUGGUUGGAAAAAAAGAUUUCAAGCUGAGACUUUGUCAGAAUCUUCCCCAAAACGGGAAGGGCCCCUUGCGACCAAAGUGCAGCCAUCUGCAGAUAGCAUUAUAGAUAGCACUGCUUCUGAAAGGGAAGAGCGAGCAGGCAAAGGCAAGGCAACCACUGAGUGCGCUGCUGUCUCCAAGCAAGUCAUGUCUUCCUCGGACAGUGAAAACAGUUCUGCAGACAGCAGUGACAGCAUUGAGAAAGAAAUUCAGAAUUACUUGGCUCUGAAGGCAAACCAAAGCAGUCAGAAAUCGAACGGAGUCGGAGCUGUGAGUGAAUUGAACAGGACCUUCCCCCAGGAAUUGAAGGGAGAAGACAGUCUGAAUGACUCUCCAUCUUUGUUCUCUUCUUUGUCUUCGUCUUCAUCUCGGACAUCAUUGUUGCAAAAAGGAAGGAUGAAGAAUAAAGUCAGCACUGAUCAUGAACUUGGAAUGGAGAAGCUGCGAGAAAGUCAACCACCAGAGCUUAGUGGGGGACCUGUUGCACUGACUAACGAUGGCACCAUCACCUCUAAGAUUAAACUUAAAGGUAGCUCAUCGGCACAAGAUAUCUGGUACGGCAGGACUGUCAACCGAGAUGAAGAGAAAUUGUCUCCCAUGGAUUGGAUUGGCGAGAAACUGUCCUGUGUUAAGCAUGUCCAUGAUUCUUGGCAGACAGAUGAGAAGAGUAGCUCACUGGACAGUGAUGAGGAUCUGGAUACAGCUACAAAGGAUCUCUUGAAAACCAGAAGGAAACUGGGGAAAAGAUCAAGGGACGCGAAGAACUGGUGCAAGAAGCGAGUGCGAUUUACAGGAGCAGAGGUCCUUACUUACUCUGAGCAAAGUGCAGGAAUUGGUGACCAAACUUUCAGGGCUACUGGUGAAGGCCUCACUGCAAGCCAUGGCCCCUUAAAAAGCUGUUUAUCAAAAAGUAGCAAGGCAGCUUGUAGACGUUAUUUAAAUUUGAAGCGUAAAGGGAACAAGAAGGCAGGGGAGCAGUCAGAAAGUGAAAGCAGCAGCAAAAUUUCUGGAAUCGCAAAGCCUAAGAUUGGUUUGUUGUGUGGUGCUCCAUCCAGCACAGCUGAGGGGCUGACUUGGAAAAAUGUGACCGCGGGUGACAGCAGUUCCCCAGACAGCGACGAUGGGAUUGAGCAAGAAAUUCUGAGGUUUCUAGCUGAAAAGGCCAGAGUGAAUAGCAGAUUGGACAAGCUCACAAACAACCAAAACAAGGUGCAAGGAUUUAACCAACAAGUGGAGGAAGGCAGAUUGUCAGAAAUGGCAGCUCAGGUCACAACACCAUCUCCCCUUUCUCAGCAAGCUGAGGGAUCUCACAACAUUAAUACAAAAGGACCACACCACCUGGCAGAUGAACCUGCAGCUGGGUAUUUGCAGAGAGAUACAAAAAGGGCUGGCACUGAAAGCAAAACUGAUGUUAAAGGGCAGGACCUGCUUCAGGACAUUCAUGGUACCUUCAGUGCACAGCGCCAGGCUGAACACAGACAUGUUGCCAGAGAACCAGCAGCAGCUUCCAAAACUGAAAAUAAAGCUGGGAUCACUCAGGGGAGUUUGCAGGCUGGCAACACAGACUGUCCAGGGAAAGGAGCCAGUAAUUGCCAUUCUGGCUGGCACAGUGAUAUCCUUCAGGACAAAGAGUUUAAUACUACCCCAGAGAACUGCAUCACCCAGAACAUUCAGGAUAAAUGGACAGCUCUUGCUUUAGAAACAACACAACCCUUGGUUCAGAAGCAAAGUGUGCAAAACCUCGACCCCAGAUUGUGGGGUGCAGGACAGCAUCAACCGAAAGCAGACCAAAUCAGAUCUUCUGAGAAAACUAUAAACAAAUUGUGGGGUGUCUUCCAGACCAACCCUCUCGAUGACACUGUGUCAGUAGCCAGGGGAAAAGGAACCUGCAGAGAAUAUUUCAGAGACAACCAGUCAGACAUAGGAUGCUGUACAGACCAAAUCUCGCAAGCUGUAGUUAACACUCACUCAUGUCUAGACUGGGCAGAUAGUGCUAAACUAAAGUCUGAGGAGGGUAAAAAUCCAGGCCAACCUUUAGGAACUCUGAUGCCAUCAUUAAGUCUUGGUGCUCAUUCCAGUAAGGCAAGUAGGCUGCAUUGCGCGGCAAGGCAUGAACAAAGUGACCAUAAUUAUCAGAGUGAAAUGAGGAAUGAGGUGAGGGAGCAGAGUGAAGCUGUACUCAGAGACUCUGACUGUGUGACCCAGCAUCUGUUUGAAGUGACAGGACCAACCAGCUGUUUGCCAGUUGCUGCACCUAUCAUAGCCUCAACCCACAAGGAAACCAGGAUAGAGCAGAGAGACCACAGUGUAGGUGCAGAGACCGCUACAGAAACACUGAUUGCUGAGGGAGCUUCUGAUGGGGAGGUUAUCAGUCAGUGCACGAGUAGAGAGGGUGGUGAAACUCUCCCGGCCGCUCAGCAGCAGCCACAGAGCCAGGCUUUGUCAGGAUGUAAGAUUGAGGAGCAAAACGACAGGGCCACAAGAACAGAGGAGGCAACAGAAGGGAAAGCUCCCAAAGCCUUUUACGACAAAGCUAGUGAUCAUUCAGGUGGCGACAGUAGAGUGGACACUGACAGGUCAGGACUGCAGAGACAGGGUGCUGAGUCGUAAGUAUGUUGGUACAGUAGCUUAUCUCUGAAUUAUUUACGCUGCAGUCACCAUGUUCAGUAUAGAUUCCAUUGAUGGGGGAGGAAGUUUAUCCAGGUAAACCUCUGGAUUUAAUCAAUGUUGUUGUAAGUAGAUCCUUCUAUUCAAAACAAUUAGAUUGAUUACAAACACAGAUCUUUUGUUUAAACUAGUUUCUUGCCAGAGCUAAACCUUCCCCCCCACCCCUCCACCUUUAAAUCCAGUUGCAGUGCAUUUCCCUGGGAAGGCAGAGUUCUGUCCAGCUCUCAGGUCGAUCUCUGAAUUUGCGCCUCCCCCUCCCCUCCCCUACCCCAUGGACACAUUCCAGUUAUUCAGUCUAUUGCAGGACACACUAUGGUUCCGUUCAAUGACCUUACCCAAGCAGCCUGGCAUGAGUUCAGCACAUCCUAAAGAUCAAGAAGUUGUUCUGGGAUCUAUUCCUGGUCUUUGCUGAGAUAUCUGAUCAGAGCCAGGGAUACACCGAUCAGCUUCAGCAUCACUGAGGGUAUCAGAGGGAGAAAAUGAGCCACGGCCACUGCUCCUGCUGCACUUGUUGCUGGCUCCUGUGAUUGAGUAGCACCCACUGUGGGCUCACACAUGAAUGACAGCCAGACGGGCAAGAUUCUGGUAAGCAGCUGUGACAGCGAUAAUUGAAAGCCUAGACAAGGAGAAAAGAUUGAUACAGGGGGUGUAGAAAUAAAACCUUCCUUUGAGAUGACAAUAGGUGAAUAUACAUUGAACAGAAAUUAAGCCCUGAAUUCUUUAAACUCACUUGCACAUAGGUAACCAACACUAAAUUUUGUGUUCAAGCUUUCUUUUUAAGUCUGUCUGUCUGACAAGGCCGUGAAUAGAUGGCGCUUCAAUUUGAAACUAACAGCAUGUGACUCAGGACCCUGUGAGGUUGGGUGUAAGGGCCUGUAUGACAGACCAUCACAAGGGGCAUUUAUUUGUGUGUGUGUGUGCAUAUGUACAUGUGUGCAUAUGUAUGUAUGUAUGUGUGUGUUUGCAAGUCUCAGAGACAUGCAAACACACACAUACAUACAAAUGUGUUUCUGCGCGUGUGUCUCU
Carcharodon carcharias (great white shark) is the source of this 5952-nucleotide messenger RNA. It is a transcript of the gene ppp1r26, whose product is annotated as protein phosphatase 1, regulatory subunit 26. Lineage: Eukaryota; Metazoa; Chordata; Chondrichthyes; Lamniformes; Lamnidae. Bases 772 to 4869 code for a protein of 1365 amino acids. The transcript is spliced from 2 exons. The record is from RefSeq and is a predicted model, not a curated record. Gene Ontology annotation, molecular function: protein phosphatase inhibitor activity. Gene Ontology annotation, biological process: negative regulation of phosphatase activity.